GCGAUGGGUUGGCAGAGAUUGAAGUGCAGCCUGGCUGCUUCUGCGGCUUUGGCCGCCGGCGUUUGGGGAAUCGAGAAGGAAAAGCUGAAGACCGAGGACAAAGACGCGGCGAAAAUCAGUGACGCGCCGGUGCAGUUUUUGGUCUAUUUUUGAUGAGUACUUCGCACAAAACUUUUCAACUCGACCGAGCUUGCAAUUUUUCGUUAUCAAAAGGUGGAAAUGAAAAUGAAUGAUGGAAAGAGCAUACAGCUGUUGCAAGCUUCCACUUUUUCUAAAAAUAGUGCUGCUGAUGCACGCACUUGCCGAUGCCAAGCCACAAAUUUAUCAGGUAUCUGAUGACCAGUCCUUUUUGGAAGCCGGGACUGCCGCCGGGAUUCCGCCGCCAGCAUCUGCGUCACCGGGGAGCAGUAGUGGACCGCUUGCCGGUCCCCCGGGCAGCAGCGAAAUCGUCGGUGGAGCACCGCCGGCAGCCGCGGAUGUUGGCUCAGGACUCCCCCCGCCGUCUGUUGCUUCCUCAUCUGCUGGGCCACCAGUUGUGCCCCCGCCAGCAGUGCCGGCGGCGGAUCCGUCCUUGUCCCCUAGCGACCCCUCUCCAGUGCUGGGCAGCGCGGACCCAGCCCUCUCCGGACCACCAGCGGGUAGUACGCCAACCACCACGCCCGCUUCGUCACCCGAUCUCGUGGACUCGCCCGCGGCUCCGAUGGCCGCCUCCGGUCCGGCGACGGGUGUAUUUUCCCAAGACGGGUACCCGAACCCCAACGCGGAUGUGAUGGCCGCGGCCCCAGCAACAUCCCCAGAGAGCACCGGCGAGGCGCCCAUGGCCGCGUCGGACGCCGCUGCGCCGCCCGCACCACCGAUGGCCAUGGACGAAGGACUCUCCGAUGAGCAAAAAGCGUUUGCGACCGACAACGCCGUGCCGUCCGUGCCGUCCUCAACGCCGGUGGACCCCGUGGUCUCCGCACCGAUGUCAUCCUCGUCCCCCGCCGACGCGUCGUUCGGUGCAGCUCCUUCGGUGCCCCCGAUGAGCGCUCCAGUGGCGAAUGCGGGGCUGCAGGCGGCCGCGCCAAUGGAUGCUGCUGGUGCGGCGGAAGCAGCAACUUCCCCGAUGUCCGCUUCUUCCGCCGAUGCGGCCGCGGCCGGGAGUACUAUCGCCGAACCGGCGGCCGCCCUCAACAGUGGUCCCUCGGCCGCAGCUGCACCCGCCGGUAUCGCGGCCGUGGAGAUCGGCAAGAAGGACGAGCCAGUGGCGUACCACCCCUACCCGGCCGAGGACGAGCGCAAGGUGGGCGAAGAGGAAGCCGAAACCACCACGCCGGCCCCCGUGAUCAUCGUGAAGCGGCGCCGGAAAAUGCUGCGCUCGGAGAAGGACAAAGCGGCAGACUCGUCCUUCGUCCAGGCCGCGGUGGCCGCGGGCGGUCCCGAUGCAGCUCCGGCGCCCAAGGAAGAAGGUGCCGCGGCGGAGGCGGUACGUGCAUACUUACUUAAUUUUAUGACUGAGUCUCCUGGUGCUGUUUGGAUCUUUCUGAGUAGCUGAACAUACAAAGUACGAACAAUAAACUAGAUCGACGUCCAGGAACCUAUCGCAUCAAAAGUGCACAAUUGCGAUCUGAAAUAUCUACAACUAAACGUAAUAAACAGAAACCGGAAGCGAAGGAAGGCGCGGCGGAGGGCGGCGACGCCGCGAAAAGUGCCGCACUGAUGACGUCCCCCGCACUGAUGAAAGCGAUGCUGCUGCCGGUCGGGUUGGCGGCCGCGAACUUCCUGUUGCGCUAAAAGACGCAAGUGAGGGAGGGAAACGGAGCACGCUCCAGAAAAGCUCAAAAAAUGCUUGUGCCUCGUGUAUUUAUGGAUAAGAAAAUCAUCAGGAAUAAAGCUAACAGAAAGACGAAGAUAGAGAAGAAAACACUUGAAUUAACUGGAACUCAUAGACGCCAAGCGUUGGGCACAAAAAUUAAUGACUCUACGCUUAGAAUUAGAUUGAAUCUGAAACAUGAAGAACGCAACACAAAACAAAUGAAUUGCAAAAGUAGAGUUUAUCGCUACUCCAAUCUACUAACUUGACCUGUUGCUGUUGUACCAAGAACUCCUAAACCUAACGACGUGCUGCUCCUGGUGUUUGUCCUUGUUUGUGUGUGCUCGCUUGACCGAAUAUUAUUCUUGACAGUACGACAAACAAAUACAAAUUAGAAUCAUGCGAACCCCCCGUGCUUAUCUUUACUGUGUUUCAAAUGAACCAUCUUGUACCAACUUUCGAAUGCGUUGAGCUACAAUUCAAUUGAUGACUAAACUCGCACAAAAAAUGUCCCCUGUUUCAACUUUUUUCAUCGGAAUGAACAAGAUGAAAUUGCGCACUUUUCUUGAGCUUGAUGAAUGUUACCUAGUUCUGGCAGGCUUUUAAUGGCCACUAGUACUAGCUUACCUUGCAAAUCCAAAUUUUGAAUGUAUUGUUUCGGUUUCUAGCGUGAAAAGAAAACACCACUGAUGAAUUCCGAGAAUUAUUUGUAGAAGACCAAUGUGGUACAAAAUAUUGCAAUAGGCCGACAGCCAACAAGCGGCAUCCGCUACUUUUCUGUCAUCGUCGCGUUCGGAAGAAGAAUUUUGUUUUGGAGCCAAAGUGCUGCCGGAUUAGCAGUUCGGUGUCGAUAUUGGGAUUACAUACCUUUUCUUUGGCGCCUUUUGGCUUUGUGCAACCGCAGG
This is a messenger RNA of Amoebophrya sp. A120, 2697 nucleotides long. NCBI's taxonomy places the organism in Eukaryota, Dinophyceae, Syndiniales, Amoebophryaceae. The record is from the annotation of a GenBank genome assembly.